CAAACAGCAAUGCAUUUUAUUGAGUGCCAACAACCCAGUUUUUGCGAUAGAGGGGACAGAUACAAAGGAAACAAAGUAAAGAGAGAGAGAAAGAGGGGAGUGGGGCAUAGCUACCAACAAAUGGGAUGAUGUCCCCGUGGUCUUCAGCCAAUAGACGUGUCUUCCAUCCAUAGGGAGAUCUCAAAAGUCUUCUUCAGAAAGUCAUCUUUUAUAGUCCUUUUCCAAAGCCUUGGCCUCAGGCCAAGAGGUGGGGAGAUUUAUGGACUAGUGCGUGCGGAGGCCUGUUGCACCAAGAAACAGGUGCAGGAACAGGACACUAUAGCCAGUACUGCUCGAGAGCAGCGUACCAUGGCAAGCAGCAAGCACACCUGUUUGCAAACAGUCCCUUGGCAAGCAUCCACCUCGGCCAGGCCAGAACUCCUGUCCAAAGAGAGCGGUGGGGUCCCUGGGUCUCAAUCUCUGAUCUUGGAUGGUCAUGAGGCAGAUCAGGGAAACUUCAGACCGACCCUUACAGUGUACAUCAGUUUAAUUCAUGUGUGUUCCACUGACUACUUUGUGUGAAACCCUUCUGGUCAGGACCACUGUGAGAUCAACAGGUUUCAUUGCACUGAUGAUAUGGUCUCUUCCUCUACUGCAAGGAAGGGAACAGCUUCCCAUCUCAUAUAUUGGCCAUGCUCAAACCACAAGUCCCAGAACAAUGAACAAGGUUGUACAGAAUCACAGAAACAUUCAGGGCUGAAAAGACCUUUGAGAUCAUCUAGUUCAACCUUUGACUGAUCACCACCUUGUCAACUAGACCAUGGCACCAAGUGCCACAACCAGUAGCUUCUUGUAUACCAUGAGGGAUGUUGACUCCACCAGCUCCCUCGGCAGUUCAUUCCAAUACUUACCCAUCCUUUCUAUUUGCACUGACAGACAAAGCAAGAGCUCUGCUUGACAAGUGUCUCCAAACCUCAAGAGACCCCAAAGCUUGGGAGUUGCUGCCAAGUUUUAGCCACUGCACAAACAAGGACCUGCUUUGUAUUUUUGAGUAGUUACUGAGUAAAAUGUGUACCACGAUUGCAGAGACAUAUAUCACAAUGGAUACAACGACACCCUGGAAAGCAUCCUGUGAUUGGAGACAUAUAGUAGCAGUCACGCAGCCAGUGCAGUCCUGCUGUUAUAGGCACAGAGCUCAGUCUUGAUGGAUGCCACAGUGCUCACAGAGUGGGUUAGGUUGGAAGGGAACAUACUGGGUAAUCUGAUCCAACCUCCCUGCUCAGGCAUGGUCACCCUGAAGCACAUGGCACAGGAUUGCAAUUCAGAUGGUUCUUGAAUAUCUCCAGUGAGUGAGAUUUCCACAAUCUCUUCAGGCAAUCUGCUCCAGUGCUUGGUCACCCACAGAGUAAAGAAGUUUUUCCUCAUAUUCAGGUGGAAUUUCCUCUGCAUCAGUUUGUGCCCAUUGCCUUUCUCAUCCUAUUGCUUGGCUCCACCAAGAAGAACCUGUCUCCAUCUCCUUGGCAACCACCCUUUAGGCAUUUAUACACAUUAAUGAGGUCCAAGUGCAGUCAUCUCAUCUCAAGGCUGAAUAGGCUCAGCUUCUUCAGCCAGUCCUCCUAAGAGAGAUGCUCCAGUCCCUCAGUUAAACUUGUUGACCUCUGCUGGAUCUGCUCCAUGUCUCUCUCAUACUGAGGAGCCCAGAACUGGACAUGGCACUCCCAAUAUGGCCUCACCAGAACUGAGUAGAGGGGCAGGGUCACCUCCCUCGACCUGCUGGCAGUGUACUCCAGGAAAUCACUGGGCUUCUAGGCCGCAAUGGCCCUGCUGGCUCAGGCACAGCCUGUUGUGGCCCGGGACGCUGGGGUCGGACACACACCUUGCAGGCCGCGGCCUCGACGGUCCCGACCGCCGCAGCGCCUCAGCAGCUCCGCGGCCUCCCGCCACCAGGGGGCGCGCUCCUCCCCGGCGGCGUGCGCGGGCCUGCCCCGCUUCCCGCCCGGCCGCGGCGCGAGAGUGGCUACCUCCAUGGCCAGCGUGAUCCGGCGGCUGGAUGAAGCCGUGGUCAACCGCAUCGCCGCCGGCGAGGUCAUCCAGAGGCCGGCCAACGCCAUCAAGGAGAUGAUCGAGAACUGUUUGGAUGCUAAAUCUACGAGUAUCCAGGUAAUAGUUAAAGAAGGUGGUCUGAAGUUCAUCCAGGUUCAAGAUAAUGGCUGUGGUAUCAGAAAAGAAGAUCUGGACAUUGUAUGUGAGAGAUUUACUACGAGUAAACUGCAAAAAUUUGAAGACUUGGCUAGUAUUUCUACAUAUGGUUUUAGGGGCGAGGCCUUGGCUAGCAUCAGUCAUGUUGCCCAUGUUACAGUAACAACUAAAACAGCUGAUGCAAAGUGUGCAUUCAGAGCUACUUACAGUGAUGGAAAAAUCAAAGCCCCUCCAAAGCCCUGUGCUGGAAACCAAGGAACUCAGAUCAUAGUUGAAGAUCUCUUUUACAAUGUAAAUACAAGGAGGAAGGCUUUAAAGAAUCCAAACGAAGAAUAUGCAAAAAUACUAGAAGUUGUUAGCAGGUAUGCCAUCCAUAACUCAGGUGUCAGCUUUUCAGUUAAAAAGCAAGGUGACAGUGUGUCAGAUGUUAGAACCUUAUCCAGUGCCUCAACAGUGGACAACAUUAGGGCCAUCUUUGGAAAUGCUGUUAGCAGGGAACUCAUAGAAGUGGGCUGUGAAGAUGCAAAUCUGGCCUUUAAAAUGAAAGGUUAUAUCACGAAUGCAAACUACUCUGUGAAGAAAUGUGUAUUUUUACUCUUCAUAAACCAUCGGUUGGUGGAGUCAGCUGCUAUGCGCAAAGCCAUAGAAACUGUGUACGCUGCUUAUUUGCCAAAAAGCAUGCACCCAUUCCUAUACUUAAGCCUGGAAAUAGCCCCCCAGAAUGUAGAUGUGAAUGUGCAUCCUACAAAACAUGAGGUCCAUUUUCUUCAUGAAGACAGUAUUCUGGAACAUGUGCAACAGCAUGUAGAGAGCAAGUUAUUGGGCUCUAAUUCCUCAAGGAUGUACUUCACUCAGACAUUGCUUCCAGGGGUUGACUGCUCUUCCAGUGAGGUUGUAAAAUCAACAGUAAACUCUUCUAUGGUUAUCAAGGGAACCAGUGAUAAAGUUUACGCACAUCAGAUGGUCCGCACUGAUUCCCGAGAGCAGAAAUUGGAUGCUUUUCUUCAGCCAGUGAACAAUCCCCGAAGUGCAGGCCUCACUGAAGUGGUAACAGAGGUUAAUGCAAGAUCUCCAGAGAGUUCAGGCAGGCCCCAGGAUGCUGAAAUGGAAGAAGUCAGUGACCUGGUUGAAAUGGCUGAUGUUCAGGAGGAUACGGUGAAGCCUGGGGCGCCGAGUGAGAGUGGACACUUGUCUUUCAAGACUUUGCCUUCUCAGAAGAGACCAUGGGAAGACAUGGACAUAGAAUUGGAGAAAAAUUACACCAGAAAGGACAUGACUGCUGCCUGCACCCCUAGAAGAAGAAUUAUCAACUUGACCAGUGUGUUGACUCUCCAGGAGGAAAUUAGUAACAAGGCACAUGCAAAACUUCAGGAGAUGCUACACGAGCACUCAUUUGUUGGUUGUGUCAGUCCUCAGUGGGCUCUGGCCCAGUACCAGACAAAACUGUACCUUCUCAACACAACAAAACUCAGUCAAGAACUCUUCUACCAAAUACUUAUUUAUGACUUUGCAAACUUCGGAGUCUUAAGGUUGUCUGAGCCAGCUCCUUUAUAUGAACUUUCAAUCCUUGCUUUAGAGGAUCCUGAAAGUGGCUGGACAGAAGAAGAUGGCCCAAAAGAAGGGCUUGCUGAGUACAUUGUGGAGUUUUUGAAAAAGAAGACUGAAAUGUUGAAAGAUUAUUUCUCUCUUGAAAUUGAUGAGGAAGGAAAUCUUACUGGGUUACCGCUUCUGAUAGACAGCUAUGUCCCACCAUUGGAAGGACUGCCUAUGUUUAUCCUGCGCUUGGCCACAGAGGUAAACUGGGAUGUAGAAAAGGAGUGUUUUGAAAGCCUGAGUAAAGAAUUAGCCAUGUUCUACUCCAUCAGAAAGCAGUAUAUAUUAGAGGAAUCCAACCCAACAAACUCACAGAAUGAGGAUUCUGAGUUUGGUUCAACAACAUGGAAAUGGACUGUGGAACAUGUGCUUUACAAAGCUUUUAGGACUCAUCUUUUACCUCCUAAACACUUUGCAGAAGAUGGCAACGUUUUGCAACUUGCUAACCUGCCUGACCUAUAUAAAGUUUUUGAAAGAUGUUGAGCAAGUAGUAAUUAAAGACUGUUUUUUAAGAUAGACACUAUUCAUGUUACCUUCAGUUUUACUUAGUAGAAGAUGAAGUGAAAUCUUGAUGGAGGAAAGAAAGAGGGGAUUUAGUAUCCUACUAAACUGCUAACAUGACAGUAAAUUAUCUAUUUUCCUUCUGUUCAUCAAAGUAUUAAAAAAAAUCAUUUUUGCCGUGUCAAAGCCCAAUGAAAAUCCCUGAAAUAAAAUCUCCACUUACACUCUGA
This is a messenger RNA of Oenanthe melanoleuca, 4502 nucleotides long. RefSeq names its product mutL homolog 1 (gene MLH1). The coding region runs from base 1795 to 4254 and encodes 819 amino acids. Gene Ontology annotation, cellular component: MutLalpha complex. Lineage: Eukaryota; Metazoa; Chordata; Aves; Passeriformes; Muscicapidae. Gene Ontology annotation, biological process: mismatch repair. The record is from RefSeq and is a predicted model, not a curated record. Gene Ontology annotation, molecular function: ATP-dependent DNA damage sensor activity; ATP binding; mismatched DNA binding. The transcript is spliced from 19 exons.